ACAGGGGAGUGGGGGGGCGAGGAGGUGGAGGAGGAGGAGGAGGAGGAGGAGGCGGCGGCGAGAAGAUGGCGACUUCGAACAAUCCGCGGAAAUUCAGCGAGAAGAUCGCGCUGCACAACCAGAAGCAAGCGGAGGAGACAGCGGCUUUCGAGGAGGUCAUGAAGGACCUGAGCCUGACGCGGGCCGCGCGGCUCCAGCUCCAGAAGUCCCAGUACCUGCAGCUGGGCCCGAGCCGUGGCCAGUACUACGGCGGGUCCCUGCCCAACGUGAACCAGAUUGGGAGCGGCACCGUGGAUCUGCCCUUCCAGCCCAGCGGAUUUCUGGGGGAGGCUCUGGCAGCGGCUCCUGUCUCUCUGACACCCUUCCAGUCCUCGGGCCUGGACACCAGCCGAACUACCCGGCACCAUGGGCUAGUGGACAGAGUGUACCGGGAGCGUGGCCGGCUGGGCUCCCCGCAUCGCCGGCCCCUGUCAGUGGACAAACACGGAAGGCAGGUGGACAGCUGCCCAUACGGCACCGUGUACCUCUCGCCACCUGCGGACACCAGCUGGAGAAGGACCAAUUCUGACUCCGCCCUGCACCAGAGCACAAUGACGCCCACCCAGCCAGAGCCCUUUACGGGUGGGUCCCAGGAUGCGCACCAGAAAAGAGUCUUACUGUUAACAGUCCCGGGUAUGGAGGAGACCGCAUCAGAGACGGACAAGAAUCUUUCCAAGCAAGGAUGGGACACCAAGAAGACGGGGCCCAGGCCCAAGUCCUGCGAGGUUCCUGGAAUCAACAUCUUUCCAUCCGCCGACCAGGAAAACACUACAGCCCUGAUCCCCGCCACCCACAACACGGGGGGCUCCCUGCCUGACCUGACCAACAUCCACUUCCCCUCCCCCCUCCCGACCCCCCUGGACCCCGAGGAGCCCACCUUCCCUGCGCUGAGCAGCUCCAGCAGCACCGGCAACCUGGCGGCCAACCUGACGCACCUGGGCAUCGGUGCCGCCGGCCAGGGGAUGAGCACCCCUGGCUCCUCACCGCAGCACCGGCCGGCCGGCGUCAGCCCACUGUCGCUGAGCACAGAGGCAAGGAGGCAGCAGGCCCAGCAGGUGUCGCCCACCCUGUCCCCGUUGUCGCCCAUCACUCAGGCCGUGGCCAUGGACGCCCUGUCUCUGGAGCAGCAGCUGCCCUACGCCUUCUUCACCCAGGCGGGCUCUCAGCAGCCGCCGCCGCCCCAGCCUCAGCCCCCGCCGCCCCCGCCGCCGGCCUCCCAGCAGCAGCCGCCCCCGCAGCCCCCACAGUCCCCCCCAGAGAACGCGGGCCAGCCACCGAUGGGGAUCGACAUUGCCUCGGCCCCGGCUCUGCAGCAGUACCGCACUAGCGCCGGCUCCCCCGCCAACCAGUCUCCCACCUCGCCCGUCUCCAAUCAAGGCUUCUCCCCCGGGAGCUCCCCGCAAGGGGCAUGGGCUUUCCCAGGAGCCCUGAGAUGGACGGGGUCAGCGUCUCACAUUCCGAGCAUCUUCCAGGAAGUUGCAGAGGCCUCCCCUGGCUCCCAGUCCAGGCCAGCGCACUCCUCCACCCUGGGCGGCGUGUUUGGGGAUUCAUUCUAUGAGCAGCAGAUGGCAGCCAGGCAGGCCAAUGCUCUGUCCCACCAGCUGGAGCAGUUCAACAUGAUGGAGAACGCCAUCAGCUCCAGCAGCCUCUACAGCCCAGGUUCGACGCUCAACUACUCCCAGGCGGCCAUGAUGGGCCUGACGGGCAGCCACGGGAACCUGCAGGACACGCAGCAGCUCGGCUACCCCAGCCACAGCAGCAUCCCCAACAUCAUCCUCACAGUGACAGGAGAGUCCCCUCCCAGCCUCUCUAAAGAACUGACCAGCACGCUGGCCGGGGUCGGUGAUGUCAGCUUCGACUCUGACAACCAGUUCCCCCUGGACGAACUCAAGAUUGACCCCCUGACCCUGGAUGGACUGCACAUGCUCAAUGACCCAGAUAUGGUCCUGGCCGACCCGGCCACCGAGGACACCUUCCGGAUGGACCGUCUGUGAGCGGGUCGCGCGGCACAUGGCCGCCCAGCCCCCGGCUCUGUCACCCCGCCGGCCAGUGGUCCCGACGGCAUCGCCCCGAGCCUGGGGACAGCGGCGCUCCGUCCCUUGCAAACGGCCGAGCUUGUGAUUCUGAGCUUGCAAUGCCGCCAAGCGCCCCCCCGCCCGCCCCCCGGUCGUCCACCUCCCGCGUGAGGCUGCGCGUCGUCGCCCCCGCGGAUCCUCCCUGCUGUCUCAUCCCCUGUAAGCUGCGGGAAGCGUGCUGGGCAGGGCUGCCAGCCUCGGUGGGCACCACGCUCCGCGACGGUGGUGGGCUGAGGUGCAUCUUGCGACUGUUGUCCAGCUCUCACUGCCUUCCUUUGUCCCUGGUCCCCCCACCUGCCCGUGCCCCCAGCCCUUGGUUAGGUAGCGAGCCAGCCCCACCCUGCCAAAGGGAGAAAGUGCCAGAGAGAGGGGGGCGGACGUGAAGCGAAAUAAACACUAUUUGGACUGCUGUCUUUUAUAUUUCUGUGCACACACAGAAGGCUAGCAUCCAUCGCACGGAGGUGGGAUGUGAACAUGUGAACAGCAUGGGAAGCAGCUAAGUCUCCUCCAGGGUCCCUGCCUCGCCCGCCCACCCCCCACCCUCCGGCCAGGCCCCUCUGCGGCCACCUGUGCUGUGACACCCCCACCCCAGCCUGUCGGGGACGCACGUGGAGGCAGAUAUUUCUAGGGGGGGUUUGCAACUUGUUUCAUCUUUCUUUCUUUGUACUGUGGUCACUGUUAACUAUUAUUUAAAGAAUGGGGUGGGGAGGGGGUGGCCAGGGCAUUUUUUGUUGUGUUUCUUUUCGUUUGUUUCUUUCAGUUUGUAUUUACAUUUUGGUUGUGGAUGAGUAACUGACUCCUUCAAGCCAACGCUUGCCUGAGAGCAUGUUUUUUUUUUUUUUUACUCUAGAAAUCCAACCUUAUAUACUUGUGAGCUAACUGGAAGCAGCCUGCUGCCUGCCCAGGUCUGAGCUGCAUCUCCUGUCUUUUUAGCUUUGCUCCGUUAUCACAAACCAGAAGGACGGGAGGUUAGGCUGGCCUGGGCGGACACUCGGGUGAAAGCUGGCAUCAGUGGCCGGAAGUGCCUCCCCUCCGGUCCCGUAACCGACUUCCGAGGAGGAGCCCCGGCUUGCAUCAAGGGUCUCCUGAAGGUGCCAGCCAGUCCUCAGGGUGGGUCCACCCCAGACCCCGUGGCUGGCGGCAGCUGCGGCCCCUCUGCUCUGAGGCGCCCCAGAGACGAGCCUGUCCCCGGCAAGCCCGCCCCGAGAACCAGCCAACAUUCAUUCUCUCCUGCCAUCUCUUUGGUGGCCCCUCCCGGCAGGGCUGGCUUUGGAGGCAGAGAGCGGUGUGCGUUUCAGAGGAUGGUUUCCAGGUGCUUCUCAAGUGCCUCAGGAGGCCCAGGUGACCAUCUGUCAGGCUCACUGGUGCCCCAGAGGCCGUCCGUCUGCCCUCCAGGCCCUGCGAGCGGGCAGCAGGGCUGGUUUCGCAUUGUUUUGCUCUGGAGCCGGAACCUCUAUUUCGUUCCCUCCGACACCGCAUCUUGAGUUCUUACUUGUUCCUCUGCCUGCCAGCCGGGCUGGCCGCUCCCGCCCGCUGCGUUUCCACCUCCAUCAGGGUCUCCGGAGCGCCCGCCUCGUGGCCGUCCCUCUCUCGUCCCCCAGCUGGGCUGUUAGCACCUAGCCAAGUGGCCACGCCCACGGGAAGCCCCCUGUCCUGUCACUUGGCCCCCACGGCUGUUGUCUGGCUGGGGGACACAGUGUCAGUCCAUCGGGGUCAGGGGCCUGUCCUCUUUGCGUGGCGGAGGCUGGGGGCAAAGAAUGGGGACUGGUUUUGUUUUGUUUUGUUUUUUUAAGAAGAACUACAUGUACAUAGAAGGGUUUGAUUACCAUUAGACUUGUAUGUAGAACUUUUAAAAAAAAAUGGCCUUAAUAAAAUUACAAACAACCUUCCUGGAUGCAACUUUCAAACAAGGCACUGGGGACCCCGUGAGGGAACCCCGUCAGCCCGCACUUCCCAUCGGCCCAGCACUGGGUUCUUGGUGCAGGUGGGCAGGGAAGGAGGGGUGUCCAGCCCCGUGGCCCGUUUCUAGCAUCCCUUGGCCAGGAGCACAGGUGACUUUGUAUUAACACGGCAGCCUCGGCCCACAAGGGGCGUGGGUGCAGAGCUUUCCUGGGGAGGGGACCCAGCCAAAAACCAGUGGCCAGGCAUCCUCAAAGGCAUCCACUGCCCCCUCCUAGCGCCAGGCAGGCCUUUGUGGGGAGGGGGGUCUACAACAGGGGAUUUGGGUUUUUUCUUAAAUAUCACUUCUCUACUAAGUAUUCUUGAAUUGCCAAGACUUUUAGAAACAGGACAGCUUAGGGGAAUCAGCCCUUUGACUUGUGAUGUGAAAAUACUGUGAUUUCAGGCGAGCUGCGCCGUGAGGGGUGAGCCGGGGCCCCCUGCGUCGUGUACAUAGACCCGCCACCGCGUCCUCACUCGCUGCGGCUGAGCUCCCCUCAUCUGUUCCUCGGGAGCGCGCGCCAUGCCUCGGUUUGCCCCCUGUCCUCUGAGCCCCCAGGGUGGGGAGUGUGUCCCCACCAUGAGGAUGAGACCUGGGAUGAGCCUCUUUCUGUGUUCCCCAGAGAGGAGAGUUUAUAUCCCUGCCCCCCAACCCCUGCCCUUCAGCUUCACCCCCUGCAGUGCCCAGGAUGGACUUGGGGGAGGAGAAGGUGGGUCUCUGGGCCACACCCCUGUCACAGGUGCCCGUGAGGAUGUGUGCCAUUACCAGAGGGGGGACGGCAGCGCUGCUGGGGUAGAUCGCAGCACCCUCUCCACUUUCCCAGCUCACCUUGCUCCCGCCAGCACUCUCCUGAGCAAGAAGGGUGGGGGCCAGCCCCUUGGGGUAGAGGGCCCUGAGACCCUCAGUGGAAAACUCAGGGGGCAGGUAUAUCCUUCAGCAAAAUUUGGGGACCCACAGCCAGUAGUACCCAGAAGCUGGCCAGGCUCCUUGCUAGGGACAGACGCACAGCAGAAGGGACCCUGACUGCAUUGGGUCCAGCCCCCACCCCCGCUGCGGUCCACAGAGCUCCCUGGGAGCAGGCCUGCGGGGCCGGAAGGCAGGGGCAGGGGGGUGUGUUCAUGGCUCUUUCCCUAACACCGCCUCUGUGCUAACCUCCAGCCUCCCCACUGGUCGUAGGGCAACCUGCCUGCCUGGUGGGCGUGCACAGGGGCUGGGAGCCCGGCUCUGGGUGCUUGGCUGGCUUUUAUGUGCUGUUACCUACUUAUGGAUUUUGAGGGCUGAGCCAGGAGAGUUUUGACAUCCUAGGUGUGUUGGGCCUGAUUGCUUCAGGCGGCCGACCUCCGAGGAGGAUGGCUGGCCAAGUGGGCCCGUCAUGAAGCCCAUGUGUCACAUAGGGGUGGGCUAGGAUGGCUGCCCAUUUGUCUGUCCAUCAGAUGCUGGUGAGACCCUUGCAUGGAGGAUGAGAGGUCCCGUGUCGUCUGUCCAUCCUGCCAGGGUAGCUGUCCAGUGUAGGGGCUGUGUGCCGGCUGCUGACUGGCUGCGGCCUGGUCACGGGAGAUGGGGGUAGGUGUGAGGCCCGUGGCGGGGCUGGGCGGGGCUCAGGCAGCGGGGAUGGCGCCCUCUGUCCAGCAGCUGGGGCCUGAAGAGUCCCUGAGAUCAGUGCUCCUGAGGGGCUUCUGUAGACCCGGAGACCUCCGGGGGCUGAGUUCUCCUGGGAUGCUACACUUCGCCCCAGAUUGCCACACCUGGGCUGACCCUGAGCUAGUUCAUAACCAGACAUGCUGCCAACCUCCUAUCCCGACUCCGGAUUCUGACUUUCCUGCAUGUCCAAAGAAGGCGUCCCCACCCCAGGGUGCAGGCUGGGCGUGGUGAGGCCUGGUGGGGUUGAGAGACCCUCCACCUCCCCUGCCCCCACCCCAGUCAUGACAAAACGGGAGCACUCCCCCACCCUCCCUGGGUUCUGAGGGAGCUGUGGUCAGAGGCCUCGGGGUACCCUCUGCGUGGGGUUAGGGCACAGAGGUGCCAGGUCAACGGUACCUGGUGCUCUUGGGCGUGAUGCUCCAGGUGAGGGGGCUGUGGCCGCCGGAGCCUGCACCCCCACCACACCACCUGAAGAGCUGGGGGGGGGGGGGCUGGGUGCCUCCCCUACCCUGGGAGGCCUGCCUGGGGUGAGUGGGCAGCCUGGUCUGUUUCUGCCCUGUUCUGCUCUCAGUGGACCCUGGGCCCCCCCAGGGGGUCUCUCAGUGUAUGACAGGGGUCCCUGUGAUGUUCCUUCGUCAGUUUGGCCUGAGCCAGCUCUUUUUGGUUUCCUUCAGCUUUUGGGGGUCCUGGCUGGUGGGGCUCACGCACCUCUCGUAACCAUUGUUGUGCCACAGGCGCCUGGCACAGACAGGAAUUCUCCCCCAGCGGAGGCAGGGUGACCUGCACCCCCAGGCCUGGGCACUGGGGUACCUCUGAAGGCGCCAGGGGGUGGGCAAGACUCUUGCGACCCAGGCGUCAGUUCCUUCUUGUCCUUAGGAGCUCAGGCCCAUGGUCUCUGGGUCCCAGGCUCGUCCCAGGCAGGGUAGGAGGCAGGGGCUAGAUGUUAGGAGCUGAUUGCAGGCAGCUCCCCCCACCUUCUACCCAACUGACCAGCACCCAGCACCCUGUCCCCAGGAGCCAGACACGGGGGUUGCCCUCCUCUCAUAGGGUUGUGGGAUCUGGGGGCAGUCGAUGCCCAGCCUGUCAUUUCUGACCUCCUGCCAGCUGGGGACAAGGGGACACAGCUGUGGCACUUGCCACCGGACUUCGGGAGGGAGGGCUUUGGCGGCUGCGGUCCGCUGACCCUGCCACGCCCUCCACAGGAAACUGCCCUUCCCCUUCCAGGAGCUGGGCAGUGCCACUGAUAUAUGCAAACCCUCCAGUCCCGGCCCUGUCCCACCUGUGUCCCUCUCCCCAGGCUGGCUCUGCCCCCUCCCCCAGCAUGUACAUUGUGCUGUAGAUGUCCCGUGGGCUGCACGCGUGGGGGCCCACAGCAGGCGGGGGCGGGCGCUCAGGGCGCACUUGGCCAGCCCCUGCCCAUCCUUUCUGGCGUGGACGCUAUCGUCUUUGUACCUUUGCAUCCUUUGUAAUGAAACGUAAUAAAAAUUCAGUUUUCGUCUCUG
This is a messenger RNA of Dama dama (fallow deer), 7196 nucleotides long. RefSeq names its product CREB regulated transcription coactivator 1 (gene CRTC1). Gene Ontology annotation, cellular component: nucleus; cytoplasm. NCBI's taxonomy places the organism in Eukaryota, Metazoa, Chordata, Mammalia, Artiodactyla, Cervidae. Gene Ontology annotation, molecular function: cAMP response element binding protein binding. The record is from RefSeq and is a predicted model, not a curated record. Gene Ontology annotation, biological process: protein homotetramerization; positive regulation of transcription by RNA polymerase II. The coding region runs from base 66 to 2033 and encodes 655 amino acids. The transcript has 17 exons.